Mucor mucedo is the source of this 2532-nucleotide messenger RNA. RefSeq lists its product as uncharacterized. Gene Ontology annotation, molecular function: protein binding. The record is from RefSeq and is a predicted model, not a curated record. Bases 325 to 2298 code for a protein of 657 amino acids. The transcript has a single exon. Lineage: Eukaryota; Fungi; Mucoromycota; Mucoromycetes; Mucorales; Mucoraceae.
GGGAUGGAGUUUAAAGCUUAAUUUGUAUAUUAAAAAAAAAAAAAAGAAUCUGGGGUAUCGAGUCGUACAAUGAUUUCUGAUAAUGCGCACACACUCACUCUUCUGGCGCACACCCAUGAGCAUAUUUAUAUAACUACUGGCACUCCCCAUCCCAAAGCUUUUCUCUUUUAACGUCUUCUUCUUUAAACCAUGGAUGUCUUUUUAUUUUUCCCUGAGAAACUGUGCUACAUUAUAUAAAUAUAUAUAUUUUGUUGACUUUUGUCCCCUCAUAUUUUGAGUUCCCUCCUCUUUUUCUUUUUUUUUUUUAAAAAAAACCGCCCAAGAAUGACAAAGACUUGCAACAUUAAUAACAUACCUGCAGAGAUCUGGGAAAGCAUCUUUGACAAAUUACCGACUUGCAGCCAAAAUGAAUGUCAACGAGUGUGUCAACGUUGGUAUUUACCAGCACAACGUUCGUUUCUAGAACAUGUGGUGUUAGCUAGCUAUCUAGAAGUGGAAAAGUUUAUCUCUUGCUUCAUGAGGUUUGGCACAGCUGCUUCGUUUGGCUCUGUGAAGACCAUUCGGAUCGGAUCCACCUAUACCACACCCGAUCGAGCUCGUCAUUUACUCGAAUCCAACGCCAUUGAAACCCUCAUUCAUCAUUUCCCCCACGUCGUGGAGCUAGUCAUUUCAGGCAACUGUAUCGACCUCGACUAUUUCCUUAAAAGAGAUAUUGUUAAAGCAAUGUCAACCAUGUGGCCUCAUCUCCAAGUAUUUCGUGUGGACUCUGGUUGGCUUCACCCUGAUAAACGAAAGAUUUAUUUACAGACCAAUUACAGUCUGCGUAAAGGCAUCAGCCAAUUGACCCUGUACGAGCAUAACGAUGUGACCCACUCCAUGGGUGGUUUAGAAGCCUACCUCACCUCCUUUCCCAACCUACAAAAGAUCAAGGUUGUCUCCAGAGAGAUAUGCAACCUGGAAUCAUGUCUACCCAUCAUACAACACUGCCAACGUUUACACGCCUUGGACGUCUAUGUCACAAGAGAAGAUGCACGAUCACUUCUAGACCGUUUCUUUACCCAAAACCCACAGACAGAUCCCACUCGCUUCCAACAAAAAUUAAUCGCUUUACAGUCCUUAAAGAUCACUAUGGCUUGCUUCUGUACAUUUGCUAUCGAGUUCAUCAUUCAUCAUUUAUUCGGCUUACGCGAUUUGACGGUGGGUGUGAAUCGUAUCAAUGUAGAAGAAUGGACCGAGAUACAGAAAUACACCUUUAGUCAUGGAUUUCUUGAUUUUCUAUGUGAACGUAAAACGUUUACUUUCCGAUCACUACAAUUCAACUAUAACGAAGAGAACGAUUAUGUGAAUGAAGUCUUACACAAGCUCUAUCAUCAAUUACCUCCUGGCCAACCUGCGAAAAGAGUCGAGAAACAUGUCAAUUUAAUAUUGAAUAACAACAGUCCCGAAUCAGGUGCAGAUUAUAAUAAUAUGUUUAGUAAUAUUCGUAAUUUUGUAUUUGAAAUGGGAUCCAAACAACACAAGGAUCUCUUGAUACGAACAGCUUCUUUUACGCAUUUCAUUCAACAUGAAGGUGGAUUACGAAACAAAUCAUUGAAAUAUUUAGGCCAUAUGGACAGUAUCCUGCAAGAUAUCACUCGUCUAACAUUUGAUGCUUAUGGGAUGUGGGUCUUGAUUCAUGUCGUACCCAAGAUAUUCCAAGAUACCAUUCAACAAUUUCCAAACCUACAACAAGUCACAGUUCAUCUCUCACGAAACUAUCCUAAAAAGAACUCGUUCCUCUGCCGCGAUAUUACCACCGUGCAUUCUCGACUGACGCACCUAGAAAUCACGGCAGGAAAUGCUUUACGUAUUGAAGAAGACAUGUUCCCGCUAGCCUCGAAAUGUUUCCCAUCACUUCGAUACCUUUCGCUCUGGUUUCUCUCUGGCUGGUACAAUAACCAUACAUUCACCAUCGACAUGCAGGAUACGGAACUCGAAAGACUGCAUUUGGAUGUGACACCCAUACGAGUUCAAACCGAGAAAAUUUACAAUCCGCCAAAACCCUUCUUUAUUUUAAAAAUAACUACACCGCAGUCCUUUUUAUCCUUUCGUGUUGCCUCUGAUUAUCUCUCCCUGCAACCCUAUGAGGAAGAGGAAGAGGCCUUGACUGUUCAUCUCUUCUUUAAAUCCAUUUCCUUUGUCAAUCUCUAUCUCUAUCGUAAAUUCUCUGAUCAGUUUAGACCUGUCUCUGUCAUGGAUACGAAAGACUUGAUACAAACUACCGUUUGUUGUCUCGCUUCAAAUCCUUCUAUUCCAUAAAUCCGCGCUUUGACCCAGGAAAGCAUACCCUCUUGUGAAACAAUGAAUAAAAAGGUCAUUUCACCCCCCUCCCAAAUCAUGAGAUCGCCGUUUAUCUCUGUGUUCACCUAUUUUUUUUAUUUAUAUAUAUAUAUGUAAUGGGGGUAGGCGGGGAGUUAUGGAAAUGUUAAUUUUGAAUAAAUGUCAUGUCUUUGUCUGUUUAUGUGUAUUGUGUACACACAGUUGACCGUGCAC